AUGAAAUUCCCACACUACACUUUCAAGGGCCAAUCUCUCUUGAUUAAAGCCCUGAUCUUGAUACUUCUAAGUUCAGCUCAUGCAUUAUUACUUCAACGUGGGAUAAGCCUAUCAGAUUAUCCAGGAUACUAUUGUAAAACUAGAAUAGUAUCAUUCAGUCAAGUUGAAAAGACUCUUGAAGCAGCAUGCAAUGGGUUCAUAUCAACGAGGAAUGAUGCGAGACGGCCUCUAGUUUUCAUUGAUGAUGAGGAGGUCGAAAAUUUAAUAUUUGAAUGGAUCAUUCCUUUAAUAGAUACCAAACCUUCAACCGGAGAAAAACGGAAAUUUAUAGAGAAAAUCAUUUUUAAUAAUAGCUGUGAGCUGACAGAUGUGGUUUAUUAUGACCAUAUAGAAAAAAAACACAAGUCUUGUCAAUUAGUACCCGAGGUCUCAACAAGUACAACUCCUGAGAAGAGGCUAGAUCCCGAUAAGUCUCUCAUCAGAUGUGGAUCCUUAUCGUGGGACAUUGUAAGUAUCCAACACGACGCCUUCCGCUACCUCUCCUAUUCCCUGCAAGAGUUUGUUCAUGUGCAGUCAACAUUCGGUCUAGUUGAUGGUCCAUGGAGGAGGGCCCCAAUGAAAAAAAUGAUGACACAAAACAAAAGAUCGCAUAAUGUAUCCUACCAAAUUGUGAUAAACAAACAUAUUGAAGUUUGUGGCUUUGUUGUCAGGCACCAUAUUAUACGAAAAGUACACGUCGCCGUUAAACCUGACGAAGGCAAAAAGAAACGGUUAUCUUCAAAAACUAUUCAGGAAAAGCAGAGUAUUUCAAUAGUAUGCUUUACUGACCAGAAGUUCUUGCUUAUUCCUCCAAAUUGGAAAUCAGAGGACUUCAAUCCUCUCAAGCGUAAGACUCUCGCAUAG
Messenger RNA from Blumeria graminis f. sp. triticale, 903 nucleotides. The record is from the annotation of a GenBank genome assembly. Lineage: Eukaryota; Fungi; Ascomycota; Leotiomycetes; Helotiales; Erysiphaceae.